AUGGCCCGGGAGCCAGGGGCGCGGGCCCGCCGCCGCCCUAAGUUGAGGAGGGAGAGGCCGGGCCCAGCACGAGCAUCCCCCGGCGCCGCCGCCGCACGGCCCAGCCCCGGCCGCGGGGCGCGCAGAGACAGCGGCUGCCCGUUCGCCGGCCCUCGGCCCGGCCCGUCUGCCGCCAGCCGCGCGGGAGCCCCCUCAGCAGCCGGGACAGGGCUGCGGCCUCGCGGGCGCCGCCGCCGCCGCCAUCUUGGGACGCUGGCCGGUCACCUGACCUCCCCGCCCACCUCGGCAGCCACCUUCGCCGCGAGGGCGGGGCCCGGCUGGCGCCGCGAGGCGCUCGGGGACGCGCGGGGGGCGGGGCCAUUGGCAGAGGCCCCGCCCCCCGCUCGCCGGCCCCGCCUCCAGGCCCAUCCCAAGAUGGCGGAGAUCCCCCUGUACUUUGUGGACUUGCAGGAUGACUUAGACGAUUAUGGAUUUGAAGACUACGGUCCACAUUGUGACAGCAUGAGGGUAACAGCCUUCUUGGACAUUCCAGGCCAGGAUAACCUGCCUCCACUCACUCUCCUGGAAAAGUAUGCUUUCAGUGAUAACAUCUUCAACCGUCAGAUUAUUGCCAGAGGGCUGCUUGAUAUCUUCCGGGACUUCAGUAACAAUGAAGACGACUUCUUAACAGUAAUGGAGAUUGUGGUCAGAUUGUCAGAAGAUGCAGAGCCCACAGUGCGGUCUGAGCUGAUGGAACAGAUUCCUCCUAUUGCCAUUUUUUUACAAGAAAACAGAUCAAAUUUUCCACUGAUGUUCUCUGAAUAUCUCAUACCUAUUGUAGUGAGGUACCUCACAGAUCCAAACAAUCAGGUUAGAAAAUCAAGUCAGGAAGUGCUCUUGAUUCUUUUGGAACAAGAUCUCAUUUUCCAGCAUGAUAUUGAAAACAAAGUGUGUCCAAUCCUGCUGGCGCUCUCUGCCCCGGACAGUGAUGAUGAAUAUAAAGCAGAGGCUGUGAACAUAAUCUGCAGACUGGCUUCAGUGCUGAGCAAGAGCACAGUUGAACGCCUGCUGCUUCCUCGAUUCUGUGAAUUGUGUGGUGAUGGGAAACUCUUUCAAGUUCGGAAGGUAUGUGCUGCAAAUUUUGGUGAUAUUUGUCACGCCGUUGGACAAGAAGCCACUGAGAAAUUUUUGAUCCCCAAGUUUUUUGAGCUCUGUUCAGAUAAUGUUUGGGGCAUGCGGAAAGCCUGUGCCGAGUGCUUCAUGGCGGUGUCCUACAGCACAUCUCCCGAGCUCCGCAGAACCAAGCUCUCGCCUCUCUUCAUCAGACUCAUCAGUGACCCCUGUCGGUGGGUGCGCCAGGCUGCCUUCCAGUCCCUGGGCCCCUUCAUUUCUACUUUUGCAAACCCCUCCAGAGCCGGCCUUUAUAUUCGAGAAGGCGGCACCCUGAGCAUCCGACCGCUGGCUCAGGGUUUGGACUCCACUUUCACCUCGGGGUCGUCCAGUGCAGCCAGUGGCGGUAGCACUUCCUCAGCCUGUUCCACAAAGCCGGUGCAGCCACAGCCGGAUCUGCCCGUGGAAGGCACAUCAGCAGAGACUAGCAAUCUCUCACAUGCCAACAGCUUUUCUAAUGGCCUGAUGGAAAACGCAAUGGAAGACUCUGUCUUGGCUGGAGCUGAGUUGACCAGGCUUUCCCCAGAGGCCAGUGCCUUCUCGAAGCUCCCUGUUAUUAACGACCUCCCCAUCCACAGCCACGCUGGGCUGAGUUCCUGGGCCUGCCCAAGGAGUCCUGAGGAUGUAUUCAAUAAUUUCCUUUAUUGGCGAACUCCUCUUCCUGACAUCAGCAAGGACUUAGAGCUGCUUCUGAGUGAGGCUGGGCCGCAGGAAGAAGGCUGCAGCGGACCCGAGACUGUGCAUAACAGCUGUGUGGCCAGGAACGAGAUUCAAAAAGUCCUUGAUAGUUUGCAGGAGCAUAUGAUGAAUGAUCCAGAUGUUCAAGCUCAAGUUCAGGUAUUAUCAGCUGCACUGAGAGCCGCACAGCUUGACUCUGUGAAUGAGCCUGAGCGCAAGCCGACGGAAGGUCUAAACGGAGUGUCCCUUUCUGAUCCCAGCCCUGCCUCUGACAAUCAGAUGGCUCUGUCAGCUUCAUCAUCGCAGAAUGAGCUCUCCGUGGCCAGGAUAUUACAAAGCACAGAGCCAGGCGAACCCUCUGAGGGAACCCGUGACCGUUCGGAGCCUGGACAGAGGCAUGAGCCCACCCCACUGGAGAAGAAUAAAUCUAAAUUCCAGGAUAUAAUCCCUCAGCCCCUGCUAGAUCAGUACGUGUCGAUGACCGACCCAGCUCGAGCACAGACUGUUGACACUGACAUAGCCAAGCACUGUGCCUACAGUCUCCCGGGAGUGGCGCUCACCCUGGGCAGGCAAAAUUGGCACUGUCUGAAAGAUACGUAUGAAACACUGGCUUCCGACGUGCAGUGGAAGGUACGUCGCACCCUGGCCUUCUCUAUUCAUGAGCUGGCUGUGAUUCUUGGGGAUCAGUUAACGGCCGCUGACUUGGUGCCCAUCUUCAAUGGCUUUUUAAAGGACCUGGAUGAAGUACGAAUAGGAGUUCUUAAACACCUGUAUGAUUUUCUAAAGUUGCUUCAUGAAGACAAGAGGAGAGAAUAUCUUUAUCAGCUUCAAGAAUUUAUAGUGACCGAUAACAGCAGAAACUGGAGGUUUCGAUAUGAACUAGCAGAACAGCUGAUACUGAUUUUGGAACUCUAUAAUCCCAACGACGUUCAUGAUUAUUUAAUGCAUAUUGCCUUAAAGUUGUGUGCAGAUAAAGUCUCUGAAGUUCGCUGGAUCUCCUUCAAACUAGUUGUGGCAAUUCUGCAGAAGUUCUAUUCAAACAGAGAAAACGUCUUGGGGUUAAAUUUCAUCCAGGAACUCGUCGUAAGAUUCCGGCACUGUUCUAAGUGGGUCGGAAGGCAAGCUUUCGCUUUCAUUUGUCAGGGGGUGGUGAGUGAGGGGUGCGUCCCCGUGGAGCAGUUUGUGGAACACUUGCUCCCCAGCCUGUUGAGCCUCGCCUCGGAUCCUGUUCCAAACGUCAGGGUGCUGCUGGCCAAAGCGCUGAGGCAGACACUGCUGGAGAAGGCGUAUUUUAGAAAUGCUGGAAACCCUCAUCUUGAAGUUGUUGAAGAGACUGUCUUAGCUUUGCAGUCAGACCGGGACCAAGAUGUUUCCUUUUUCGCCACCCUGGAACCACAGCGGCGGAAUCUUAUGGACAUCACUGUGCUGGAAAAGCAGCACUGAGCACUCUGCAAGCACUUACGGCCUGGCCGGUUCAUGCUUGGCACACACUGCUUACUGUGCCUGGAAGGGGAACUGACUGAGUGACGCCUGCCGUGGGAGGAAGGAGUUCUGGAACUUUAUACCAAGCGCUUGAACGCCCCCUUCCCACCUGCGGUCACAGGACUGCACCUGGGAUGGGCUCUGGUUACGACCCCCUACCUGCCUGAUCAGGAAGUCUUCGAAAAGGUGGAAGAACCAGGUGGCUCACUGGUUGGGGGGCCUCCAUAGCGAAAGACGGCCUGCGAGCUGUUUGUCUCUCUGUUACAGGCUGUCAUUUAAAGCCACCUCCCCCAGAAAUAAAGUUGUUUAUAGCAGCUUUCGCUCUUUAAUAGACUUGCAUAUUUGGCUUCCCUUAUGCUUUCUGAUAAAAUAUAGUUUAUGGUCUUAUAUUUUAUUUUUAACUGAAAUACUGUACAUAUAUAAAUAACUCUUGACAGGAAGGAAAUAUAUUAAUGUAAUAUUAGCCUCCUAUCAGUGAACAGGACAAAUACAUCAUUUAAAUUUAUGCCCCACUUUUGAGUUGCUGCAAAUAUAGCCCAAUUUGUUUACUUUUGAAAAAUGUGAUAAAGAAGUCUACUACUGAAUGAUUUAUAGCAAGCUUUCUAAUAUUAUACUUUUGUUACAAACUGUACUUGGAACUUUUCCUAGGGCACUCAUCCCUCCCCUGGUUGCUCCAAUUGUAUCCAUAAAGAUGUGGCCUUUGAUAGAGGCAGACAGCAGGGAGCGUCUGCAUUCUUAUGCGGAUAUGUUACUAUGCGGUUAAGAACUCUGGACGGGCACUGGUCAUUGAAAUGCUUGCAUAUUGGCUUUAUACCUAAAGCUUUAGAAUCUCAACAAAAAAUUAGAAACCAUAGUUUUGAUCAGUCCAUAUACUUGCCCGAAAAUACCAGUGAUUUGGGGGGUUAAAUUAUGAUACUCUUCAAAUUGACUGAAGUGCAGAGAAUUUAGAUUUCAUGCUUUUAAAAUUUAGACUAAGAGAAAGAAAUUCUAGGAUUUAAACAGGUUUUUCAUUAAUUAAUAAUUCAAGGUUCCAGAAACAUUUGCUUAGAUUCUGCGUACAUGUAUACACAUGUUAUUCUCGUUUCUGUUUUUAUCUCCUCAAAGGCAAAGGGGAGGAAGGAGCAGCCCAUCUGGGGCCCAAGAGCCAGCUGCAAAGGGCGCGCCGCUCCUUCCAUUCUCCCCUUGGAUCUUUGCCUCAUCUGUCUUUUCUUUCUUCCUUUUUUUAGAAAACUAAAUUUCUGGAGCUAUAUAUUGAAUUUCCUGGUAUAUAGGAUGUUCUCCCCCUCCUUCAAAUUCCACUGAGCUGAUUCUUUAAAAAGAAAGGAAGGAAUCUAUACGUGCCAAAGAAAAUAAGGCACACGUGGGAGAAUUUCACAUUGUAACCCAGGGUCGCCUUUUGGCAACUCUGGCAAAGAGUGAGUUAAUAGGUUGGAAGCUACUUAUUAAGAAAAACCCAACCCGUCUUGUGUCCCAGACCUGCCUGAAGUGCGAACACGGAGAUAGUGUUUUGCUUCAGGGGCAAAGAAUUUUUAAUUUUUUUAUUGCCUAGAGAUUGAGAUUGUCCUGUUAUUCACAUCUGUUCAUCCAACAGCAAGGAGAAUUAUUCACCUGCAAUCUUGUAUUCUGUGCAGAGCUUAAUUUUCCAUUAGGAAGAAAAGAUCAGCUUCAGUUGGUGGUGUGAUGUGUGGAAUCUGCAUGCUGAACCACACGUGCUCGUGGAGAUUGUAGAGACUCUGUGGGAAAUAGAAUCUAACCUUUAAAAUUUCAGUUUAUGUGUUAAAAAUUUUCUAUAAUUUAAUACGAAUGCCUUUCCAAUGCAAAGAUUUUUUAUGACUGUAAUUUCUCUGCAAGAAGUAUGUUUAAAGCUCACAUUUUAUGCUUUCCUUUGUGACAACGGUGAUUUUUUGAGGUUGCUCUGGUCCCUUGCCACCCUCUCCUACGCCCCCUCCCUUCAGCUCUGUGUAGUUGUCGCCGUGGGUGGUGGUGUUGAGAGUUUGUGACUUGACACGUCGGCUUCCUAUUUUACUUGACCCCUGAGCCUCCUCUCCUGGGAAUUAAUGGAAAAGUGCAAGAUGGUGUCUCACAUAGAGCUCCUCAAAAGGUAUCUUAACACGGAAACUUCUCAGCCUCUGCCAAGUGGACAUUUCCCCCUUGUGAAGUGUUUUUUAUCAGCAUCUUUCUUUCUCCAAGAAUUAGCAUUUUCAGAAAAGCUUUGCAGGGGUCCACGGAGCCUCUGUCUCCCACUGCCGCAGUGGCCAACUCUGGGGUUUCUGCCCCAUCAAGUGGGGCCCAGAUCUGCUGAAAGGAGUCGUAUUUCGGCAAUGUUGGUUUUUUCGUUCAUGCGAGAAAUACGAUUUUUAAGCGUGACUAAAGACUGCACUGUGGGCCUCUCGAGACGAUGCACGCGGUGAUGAUAUAGAGCGUUAUUCACGCAUCACUCCUCCAGGUGGUUUGCCCCGGAUUAUUCGAAGAUUGUAUUUAAACGGAUGUGGAGAAGAGGUCGCAAUUUCCCAGCAGCGGCCAGAAGCCGCCCCGUUUCGUUUUCCGGGCUCCGGGAAUUGGCAUUGAGAGCAGCUUAGCGCUGCGAGGA
Equus quagga is the source of this 5899-nucleotide messenger RNA. RefSeq names its product serine/threonine-protein phosphatase 4 regulatory subunit 1-like. Lineage: Eukaryota; Metazoa; Chordata; Mammalia; Perissodactyla; Equidae. The transcript has 20 exons. Gene Ontology annotation, molecular function: protein phosphatase regulator activity. Gene Ontology annotation, biological process: protein dephosphorylation. Bases 1 to 3270 code for a protein of 1089 amino acids. The record is from RefSeq and is a predicted model, not a curated record.